This is a messenger RNA of Gilbertella persicaria, 1137 nucleotides long. RefSeq lists its product as uncharacterized. The record is from RefSeq and is a predicted model, not a curated record. Gene Ontology annotation, biological process: proteolysis. The transcript is spliced from 7 exons. Gene Ontology annotation, molecular function: metalloexopeptidase activity. NCBI's taxonomy places the organism in Eukaryota, Fungi, Mucoromycota, Mucoromycetes, Mucorales, Choanephoraceae. The coding region runs from base 1 to 1137 and encodes 378 amino acids.
AUGAAGUUCUUAUCUCUUUCUUUAUUGUCUCUUACUGCUCUUGUCUCUUUCACUAGUGCAGGUCCUUUGGGUGCUCUUGACCAACUCAGAGUGUUUCGUAGCAGUGAACCCGAACUUCGUUUGAUACAAUAUAGUGAGGAUUCUCCUGCUAAAUGGAUGACUGAAUCAGAUAAGGAUGCAUUGCUUCGUGCCGGUAUCAAAUAUAUGGAUAUUACCGAACAUGCUAAUCCUCCUGUUGCUAUUCAUUCUGCCUGGAAGCCCGAUAUUCCCAAAAAUGCUAAAUACCAAGAUGAAGUAUCUCCCUUCAUCGGCAACUUGACAACAGAGACAAUGAAGGAUAAAUUGCAAGAAUUCACAAGUUUCCGUACUCGUUAUUACAAGUCAAGUUACGGUGCCAAGUCUUGUCGUUGGUUAAUUCAGCAAAUCAGAGAUGUUGCAGAUGGUUUUGAUCAUGUGUCUGUAAAAGAGUUCGAGCAUUCUUGGGACCAGUUCUCUAUUAUUGCUCGCUUUGAGGGUUCCAACAAAGAUCUUGAGAAUGAGCUUGUCAUUGUUGGUGCUCAUCAAGAUUCUGUUAAUAUGUGGUUGCCUAGCUAUGCUCGUUCACCUGGUGCUGAUGAUGAUGGUAGUGGUACUGUCACUAUUUUCGAAGCAUUCCGUAGUUUAGUUCACAAUGGAUUUAAGCCUGAAAGGCCUGUUGAAUUCCAUUGGUACAGUGGUGAAGAAGCUGGCUUGUUAGGCAGUCAAGAUGUUUCCGAAGCUUAUGCCAACCAGGGUAAGCGUGUUCUUGCUAUGUUGCAGAAUGACAUGACUGGUUAUGUUGGCAAUAAAAAAGAAGUCAUUGGUAUUGUUACUGAUCAUGUUGAUGAAAAGUUGACUGAUUUCCUUAAAAACUUGGUUGACAACUAUGCUGAUAUUCCCUAUGUUCUUACAAAGUGUGGCUAUGCCUGCAGUGACCAUGCUUCCUGGCGUAAACUUGGCUUCCCUUCUGCCUUUACUAUUGAAAGUGCCUUUGACGAUUCAAACCACUUUAUUCAUACAACUGAAGAUACAAUUGAUAAGCUUUCUUUUGAUCAUAUGAAGGAAUUUGCUAAAGUAGCAGUUGGUUUUGCUGUUGAACUAUCACAUGAGCGCAAGUAA